Messenger RNA from Erythranthe guttata (spotted monkey flower), 2080 nucleotides. Lineage: Eukaryota; Viridiplantae; Streptophyta; Magnoliopsida; Lamiales; Phrymaceae. The record is from RefSeq and is a predicted model, not a curated record.
GCCGUACUCGGCGCUGCUCACGGCGGCGUCACUGAUACCAAUUCCUCACUAUUUAUUGGGGAUUUCGUUGAUCGGAGCUGUAAUUCUGUACAAUUUCCUCGAGAUUCAUUUCUUUCAGGACUUAUUCAGCGGAUUCAGGGGACAACCGGUGGUUCUGACCUUCGAUCCUCACUCUCAACUCUACCGCGACGUCGUUUCCAAGUGUAGAACACUCCACGGCAGGUACUUGUCGACUCCAUGGUUACCGAGUCCGCAUCUCCAGACUCUAUUUCUGCAUUUUUUCGGAAAUUCGCCAGUUGUCAAUUAUAGAAGGUGAGAUUUUGGUCAAGAUAAAAUUUUGAUUGGGUGCAUUUGAGUAUCUGGAAUUGUUGAUAUAUUGCAAUCUACUGAUUUGAUGCACUGGUUCAGACAGAUUUUUAUGACCUCUGAUGGUGGAACCUUAGCUUUAGAUUGGGUCGAGAAUGCCAAAGUUAAGAAACAAGCCUUUCAGACGAAUGAUGCACUACAACGAGAUGACAAGAAUCCCAUCAUAAUCAUCAUUCCUGGCUUAACAAGUGAAUCUAAUACUCCUUAUGUCAAACAUCUGGCUUUUAACAUGGCUAAUCGUGGCUGGAAUGUCGUUGUGAGCAAUCACAGAGGACUUGGAGGUGUAUCAAUUACGUCUGAUUGCUUCUAUAAUGGUGGAUGGACGGAGGAUGUAAGAAAAGUGAUUGACCAUCUUCACUGCCAAUUUCCACAAGCUCCUCUACUUGCUGUUGGCACUAGCAUCGGUGCUAAUAUUCUGGUUAAAUAUCUUGCCGAGGAUGGAAUAAAUACUCCUAUAACUGGAGCUGCAGCAAUCUGUUCUCCUUGGGACCUUUUGAUUUGCGACAGAUUUAUGAACCGUAGACUUGUACAGAAAUUUUACAACAAAGCUAUAGCCAUCGGCUUGAAGGACUACGCUCAUUUGCACGAGGCUGUCCUCUCUCGUCUUACAAAUUGGGAAGGCGUUAAAAAGUCGGUUUCAGUUCGGGAUUUUGACGAUUCUGCAACUCGUGUUGUUGGUAAUUACGAGACUGUGGACACAUAUUAUAAGUGCAGUAGCAGUUCUAAUUCCGUGAAAGGUGUAACGGUACCCCUUCUUUGCAUUAGUGCGUUAGAUGAUCCGUUAUGUACAAGUGAAGCAAUUCCAUGGGAUGAGUGCAGGUUAAAUACAAAUGUUGUCUUGGCUACUACAGAACACGGAGGGCACUUACCUUUCUUCGAAGGGUUAACUGCAAAAAGUGUCUGGUGGGUGAGGGCAGUUGGUGAAUUCUUUGAUGCUCUGCAAUCCAGCUCCCUGAGUCACCGGGAAAAUGAGGUGUCAGUUUCGUCAGUCAAUGCUCUCGACACAUCCAUUGACCACGCCCCGUACGUGCAUGUCUUGCAAAACGGUAUGAUCUCAGCAGUAGGUGAAGAAGUAGCAGAAAUAGGAAUACUAAACAAAGAGAAUGUGGAUCAAGACAAGAAAGAAGAAGACACAAUCAAUGCUGAACAAGAAAAAGUAAGCACGGAAAUCGACCUCAUUCAGCCACAAAAAAUCGUCGACAUAAUCGCCCCUGUGAAGAAACGCCUGAAUCAGCUUUCGCGUCAGAAUCGGAAAUCUAUGUGGCUGCUUGCCUAUGUGGCGAUUGUUACCACUUGGCCAGUUGUGGGUCCGGCUCUAUCGUUUUUCUUGAGGAGAAGGUUUCGGAAUCUUUUCUCUCCAGCUUCGGUUAAAAGGUAGGAUCGGACUUGAUUCACUGUAGCUUGUGUUUGUUGUGGGAAAUUUGGCAGGUGAAAUUAGCUGUUAUUAAGGCGAAAUUUAUGUUUGUUACUGGAAGAAAUAAAAAGAAUAAAAGGGGGUAAAACUUCAAGAAAAGAUUGUCUCGGGUAUAAAAUAAAAUUCAUACUGGCUUCAAAAGGGUCGUCUCUUUUGUAUGUUGACUCAACAGUUGACCCAGAACUGAUUCGAAUUUCGGAAUUUGAUUCGAAAAAAGCAGUAACGUUUCUUUGUAUUUUGAUUUAAAGGCAAAAGUGUAGCAAUUAAUAUAUGCAGCUAGCUGCACACCAUAAAACAUCA